Molecule: messenger RNA, 3393 nt
Organism: Blepharisma stoltei
Lineage: Eukaryota; Ciliophora; Heterotrichea; Heterotrichida; Blepharismidae
Source: the annotation of a GenBank genome assembly
AUGGAAGUCCCGACAAAGAUAAACUGAUUAAAGGAUUCACAUCAUAGAAUUCAAAUCAAGCCAAACCCAGCAGUGCUUUGUCCUAUGUGCCUAAAAGAAUAUGACUCAGAACAUAGAACUCCAAAAUUUCUCACCUGUGGUCAUACCAUUUGUGCAGAAUGCAUCAAAACGAAGUCAAAAGGGAAGAAAACUCAAUGCCCUCAAUGCAAUAAAAUUACUUCAAAAAAUUCCAAUGAAUUAGCCACAAAUAAUUCUUUUCUUAGCCUAUCUAAAGGAGAAAAAUAUCUGUAUUUUUGCAGUGACCAUAAGUAUGAAAUUGAGUAUUAUUGUACAGACGAUCAGAAGUUUCUUUGCAAAACCUGUAUAAGUGAGCAUAAAAAUCAUAUUUACUUUGGCUUAUGUGAUGCCAUUACCUUAAACAUAGUUGAAGAAAAGCAAAAAGUUAUCGAUGUUCAAGAAACAGCGAUUGAAAGUUCAAUUGAUGAAUAUAAAAAGUCAUUAAAUGAUAUAAAUUCGAUUAUUGAACAAAUUAAUUUGCUUGUAGAUUCUCAUAUUCAUGCAUUAAAAGAAACUGACUCCCCCCCCUUUAAAUUGGAACAAAAUAUUGGUAAAUUUCCACUUUUUUGGUAAAUUAACCCCCCUUUAAAUUGGAACAAAAUUUAAUUUUAUAAUAAAAAAUUAUAUAUAAUUUUUUAUCUAAAAGGUUUUGAUAUAAGCUAAAUGUUUCUUCUUAACUAAAAUUAAAAAUUUAGUUAUAUCUUGCUCUUUUGAAAAGAAAAAAAAGUAUAAAGAGCAUAUUUAUUUAAAUAAAAUUAUUAUCCUUAAUUGCUAAAUUUUGAAAAAAAAAUUAAUUUUUUUUUAAAAAAUUUUUGUUUUUUUUGAUAAAAAUGAUAUUUUUUAUUUGGAUAGUUUUGAUAUAAAUUCAAUGCGAAUUCUUUAUAAAAUUUCAAAAUUUACUUAUUUCUUGCUUUAUUUUAAAAGAAUAGAGUAUAAAUAGCAUCUUAUUUAAACAAAAUUAGCACUUUGAUCGAUAAAUUUUCUAAAAUUUUUUUUUUUUUAAUUUUUUUUAUCAAUAAAAAUAAUAAUUUUUGUGUAAAUAAUUUUGAUACCAAUUAAUAGUGGCGUAUUAACUAAUAAUGAAAAUUUAGUUAUAUCUUGCUUUGUUUUAAAGGAUAAAGAGCAAAUAGCAUUUUAUUAAACAAAUUUUUUGAUCUAAUUCGAUAAGUUUUUGAAAUUUUUAUAUUGAUAUUUUUUUUUUAAAAAAAAAAAUUAACCCCCUUUAAUUUGGAACAAAAUUUUUAGUUCCAAAUUUAAAGGGGGGGGAGUGAGGCAAAAAUGAUUAAAGACAUCAGAGAAGGAACUUUAGCUUGUAUAAAGCAGGUCCAGGAUUUGGACGAAAUUUUAGAAGUGGGAAAUCUUAAAGUAUGCUUUAUUGUGGGUAUACUUAAAAUGGUAGGUGACGAGAGACAGUACUCUCUGUGGAGGGUGUCCUUAUGUAAAUCCAGACCUGUUUUUUGUUUUGCCGAGAGCUGUCUAAGGGUUGGGUUAGCCUUGAGUGGAGAGGCCAGCACUAUUUCGCUGAUUUGUGGCCUGUCUUGAACGGCAGUUUUUUGAAUCGUUUUCUUAAGCAGAGCCAGGACAGAAUAGGUACCCGAUAAAGGCAAGGCAACUUACUUGCAUAAGCUGCUUCUUGUUCUGUCCCGAACAAGUGCAAGAUUUUCAAGGUCUAAUCUCUCCAGUUAAGAGGGCUCCGUGACAGGAGCAAUUUGGCCAGGACCUAUAUGGCCCGGGUCAAAGGGGCGACACUACUGAGUAGCCGGGUUUUCGGCCCGGGCUCAGAGACUUUCGAAGGCCACAUGGCGUUCAUCGUGGAAUGCAUGAUUUUACUGGAAGUGGGGACUUAAAAUACAUUACAUUACAUUAGAAUUUAUAUCGCUUAACGUCCACUACGGGGUUACAACUCCAGGUUUAUCACUCGCCUUUCGUCGCAUCGGGCCCACCAGUCUGCUGGAGACAAACUCGCUUCGAUCACCAGGGUGCUUCUGGGGCAAAUGUCCACGUCUUCGACGGCUCAUGGAUGAGCUACUUGCUUGUACAUGGGUUGCUUUUCCGAAAACCCAAAAAAUGGAUUUUUCUAGUCGGCUAUCGGCAAAAAGAAAAAUGCAAAGCCUGGGACGUAACGCCCAGUUUCACGCUAGGGAGUUGCCCGAAUGGUCCAGAGGACUUUGCUGGGCUUCCCCUUUCCAACCUUGCACCCUCCUUCCCCACGAGGAAAAAUCCACCCCUGAGAAUAGACUAGGGCUAGGCUCUGAAAGCUACCAGAAUUGCUUACCUAGCAUUGCUGUCCAUCUCUGAAAUGGUAAAACCUUGCCGGAUAUAAUUAAAAUAUGAGUCGAGGCUGCAUGGCCGGGAGGCCAUGCCCAGACGAAGACGCCAUAUUUUAAUUAUGGGGGACUUAAAAUACACUAUCCUAAUCUAAAAAAUGAUUUAUUGUAGUAAAAUAUCCAAUAUAAAUAAAUAUUUUUCAAUUUAAUUUAAAUUUAAAUAAAUAUUAUAGAGCUUGCUUCAAAAUUUGUAAAUCUUUCCGAUUCACUUACAGAAAUAUCUAAAAUAAAGCAGCAUUUCAUCAAUGCAAGCAUAGUAGAAAAGCUCAGCUGUGAUACAAAAUCUCAAACCACUGCCAAGCCUCCAUCCCUUGCUCCAGCCCACAAGUUUUUAGAUCAAUUGAAAGCUAAAGUUAAUUACAAAGACCUGAUAAUUGGAAAGUCAUUUAAACUCCCUGCACAUGGCGUAUAUGACAUUGAGUUAGCUAUUAGCAAUAUUAUUGAAGAAAAUAAAGAAAAUCAGCCUAGAAGAUCAUCAGUUGUAAACUGAGACGACGUAUUAGCAUCCCUAACUAAUCACACCAAGCCUACCGAAGACACUCUUCCUCCAUUUGAAUUCUAUAGUAAUCAUGGGAUGCCAAAAGAAUUAAACUUGUCAGAAAUAUUAGAAAGCGGUGAUAUAUAUACUGGACAAUAUAAUAAUGAAGGCCAAAAACAUGGAAGAGGAAUUUAUACAUGGACCAAUGGAGACCAGUAUAUUGGAUAUUGAAAAAAUGAUAGGAGAACUGGGUAUGGAAGACUAAUCAAAAAAAAUGGAGACGUCUAUGAAGGAAAUUUUUUUGAAGAUAAAUUCAAUGGGAGCGGGGUUUAUACAUUUAGUAAUAAAAGCAAGUAUUUUGGGUUUUGGAGUGAUAAUAGGAUGUGUGGACAAGGAAUGUUUACGUGAUCUGAUGGAGCUUCUUAUAAUGGAGGAUGACUUGAUGGGAAACAGCAUGGAAAAGGAACUCUGAUUGAUAAAGAUGGAAAUCAUAUUGAAGGUGAGUGGAGACAUGGCGAGAAAGUUGCUUAA